Messenger RNA from Colius striatus (speckled mousebird), 2542 nucleotides. Its product is annotated as sodium- and chloride-dependent GABA transporter 2. Lineage: Eukaryota; Metazoa; Chordata; Aves; Coliiformes; Coliidae. The transcript has 16 exons. The record is from RefSeq and is a predicted model, not a curated record. Gene Ontology annotation, cellular component: plasma membrane. The coding region runs from base 230 to 2149 and encodes 639 amino acids. Gene Ontology annotation, biological process: sodium ion transmembrane transport; neurotransmitter transport. Gene Ontology annotation, molecular function: gamma-aminobutyric acid:sodium:chloride symporter activity.
CUCACCAUGAAUUUGUAUUUCAUCUUUUACCUCUUCCCAGCACGUCUUAGGGCUUCAUGUCCCUCAGGCAGGGCUGCAGAGGCACCCGUGUGCAGUGGUAUCCCCAUUCUCCUGUGCCUCCAGGGACAGCGCUGGGCAGAGUGGAUGGAGAGAGGGAGCCACGUGGUCCUCGGCCCAGGAGGGAGAGCACGGGCAGAGGCGACCUGAGCCCUUCUCACAGGCAGGGGGAAUGAGCCCCUUUGCCCUGGCCAUGAAAUCAGUCAUGUCCAGCACCUUUCUGUCCUGCCUUCGCCUCUCCCGUCGGCUCGUGCCCCAGCAGUGCCAUCUGCAAGGUGGGAUGGAUUACAGAGUCCCCGGCGCCGUCAGCAAUGGCGAAACGGUGCCUGCACACCUCGACGUGGAAAAGGAGGAGGAGGAGGAGGACGAAACCCUGGAGCGAGGGCAGUGGAAGAACAAGAUGGAGUAUGUCCUGGCUGUGGCUGGGGAGAUCGUCGGCCUGGGAAACGUCUGGCGCUUCCCCUACCUCUGCUACAAGAAUGGUGGAGGUGCCUUCUUCAUCCCCUACCUCAUCUUCCUCUUCACCUGCGGGAUCCCUCUGUUCUUCCUGGAGACAGCGCUGGGUCAGUACACCAGCCAGGGAGGGGUCACUGCCUGGAGGAAGAUCUGUCCCCUCUUUGAAGGAAUUGGCUACGCCUCACAGGUCAUCGUCACGUUGCUCAACUUCUACUACAUCAUUGUCCUGGCAUGGGCCUUGUUUUAUCUCUUCAGUUCGUUCACCACCGACCUCCCCUGGGGCAGCUGUGACCACGAGUGGAACACAGGGAACUGCAUGGAGUUCCAGAAGGUGAAUUCAACGUUCAACAUGACCAAUGAAAAUGCCACCUCACCUGUCAUUGAGUUCUGGGAGAGGAGAGUGCUAAAGAUUUCUGAUGGCAUCCAGCACCUGGGCAGCCUGCGCUGGGAGCUGGCUCUGUGUCUCAUGCUGGCCUGGAUCAUCUGCUACUUCUGCAUUUGGAAAGGGGUCAAGUCCACAGGCAAGGUGGUGUAUUUCACGGCCACAUUCCCGUAUAUCAUGCUACUUGUUCUGCUGAUCAGGGGAGUCUCCCUGCCUGGGGCAUCUCAGGGAAUCCUGUUCUACCUCUAUCCAGACCUCAGUCGACUUGAGGACCCUCAGGUCUGGAUGGAUGCAGGCACUCAAAUCUUCUUUUCAUAUGCAAUUUGUCUGGGAUGCCUGACAGCUCUGGGCAGCUAUAACAAAUACCAUAACAACUGCUACAGGGACUGCGUGGCCCUCUGCUUCCUCAACAGUGGCACCAGCUUUGUAGCCGGCUUUGCCAUCUUCUCCAUCCUGGGCUUCAUGGCAGAGGAACAGGGAGUGCCCAUCGACGAGGUGGCUGAGUCAGGGCCUGGCCUGGCAUUCAUCGCCUACCCUCGGGCUGUGGUCAUGCUGCCCUUCUCCCCGCUCUGGGCUUGCUUCUUCUUUGUGAUGGUUGUUUUGCUGGGACUGGACAGCCAGUUUGUCUGCGUGGAGAGCCUUGUCACAGCUCUUGUGGACAUGUACCCCACCAUCUUCCGCAAGAAGAACCGCCGGGAGACCCUCAUCCUGCUGAUCUCCAUCCUCUCCUAUCUGGUUGGGUUGGUGAUGAUCACAGAGGGUGGGAUGUAUGUCUUCCAGCUCUUUGAUUACUAUGCUGCCAGUGGCAUGUGCCUGCUCUUUGUGGCCAUCUUCGAGGCUGUCUGCAUCGCCUGGGUCUAUGGUGCUGACCGCUUCUACGACAACGUCGAGGAUAUGAUCGGGUACCGGCCGUGGCCCUACAUCAAGUACUGCUGGCUCUUCAUCACCCCUGCUGUCUGCCUGGCAACCUUCUUGUUUUCUCUGGUCAAAUAUACCCCGCUGACCUACAACAAGAAGUACGUGUACCCGUGGUGGGGAGACACCCUGGGCUGGCUGCUGGCCCUAGCCUCCAUGUUGUGCAUCCCUCUCUGGGUCAUCUACAAACUCUCCACCAUCAAAGGCUCCCUCAGGGAGAGGCUUCGCCAACUCACCCGCCCACUUGAGGACUUGCCUUCCAGACCAGGUGUGGGACAACCCCUUCCCUCCACCAGAGCUGGCCUCCUUAUGCUGACAGAGCUCGAAUCUCAUUGCUAGGACCAGUGUGGCUCUCCCUUCCUCUCCCCCCAGGACGGUUUCUAUGCAGCUAUUACCACCUGUUGGAUAAGACAUGAAUUCUUCACUAGCCAAGGAGAGAGGGAUUUCUGGGCUGAGCUCCCUUCUCUGGAAUAUUUGAAGGGUUGAGGAAGAGGCUGUUGUGGAGAUGAUCUGCAUGGAGUUGGCAAUGUACCUUAAUCCUCUCCCUGGAGAGUGUUCUGAAGGGGCAGAUCAAGCACCAGCAUUCCUGAGCAUCCCCAGCCUUCUGGUGGGCAGAAAGGAAGGACUGAUCCUGGAGUGGAGAGUGUUAAAGAGCCUCAGAAGUGUGGGUGGCUCCAGUGUGGACUUUUGGAGCUUCUCCAUUCAUUCCAUUAAAUCCUUUUGUCUCCUCUA